UUUUUUUUUUUCAUCACCUCGAUCACAACACCUACAAUUUGCUACUAUCAAACAUUCCAUUCGAGAAAAAACUCGCUAUAACCACACUAAACCGAUAGUCCUCCAUUUCCUUUUUCCAUUCCCUAUCACCAUUGUUGUCAUCAUGCCUAGUAUAAUUAAUAACUUUUCUCAAUCCACCACGGCUCCUUCAGAGACUGAUUUUAUUCCGGACAAUGGAGCUCUUUUCUAUACCCAGCAUCCAUCUUCGAUACAGGCCAAGGACACUACAGCACAGCCUACAGUCCAAAAGCUUAAAGAAAGUAAUCGUCGCCGUCUAUGGUGUGAUCCUGAGGAUGAGUUCUCAGCCCCGAUUCAUACAGAGCAUCCAUUGAUUACCAAGAGUCCUUUGGAGAUGUCAUCGUUCUUACUGAAUUAUCGACCUAUGCACCGUUCAAUUGAAAUCAUGACACCACCUGUAUCACAAUCUAGCGACGAGACUUCGUCAUCAGCAACGUCUUCACAUAUCUAUCCAACUAUCCCAGAUGGACCGAUCUAUAUCCACCAUAGAUCUACUAUUGCUGAAAGUCCAAUAUCCAAUGUGAUCUCAUGUCCUCACAUUAAUUGUUAUGAACAUGGCCGACACUUCCAUAGUAUUUCCAGGCCUGGCACACCAAUGUGUCAGAAAAAUAAACUACUUUCAUCUCGUCAGAAUGAUCAGGAUAUGAAGGAUGACAAUUACGAUACUCAGGAUUCUUCAUUUCAUUUGACGCACGGUUCACCAUCAUCAACAUCAACAUCAUCAUUAUCGUUAUUAUCAUUAUCAUCGCCAACACCAUCAAUAUUGUCGUCGUCGUCGUCGUCGUCGUCAUUUUCAAAAAAUGGAUCUCGGGGAUUUUCAUCAUCUUCUCCUGUAAAAGCACAGCAGGAGCAAUCCUUUCUCGAGUCACAUAUUGCCUCAAUUAGUCAAUGGCUAUUAUCCAAUUCAACAAAUGCCUCAGCCUAAGGAGAGGGUAAAGGAAAACAUAAAGUGUGUUUGGGCGAAUGAAAUGGUCUUGUCUUUGAAAAGAAAAGAAAGGAGAAACCAUGGUAUAUAUAUAUGUAUAUCAUGUUUAUUUUAUUUUACCUUACUUUAAUAACUUUUAAUUAUUAUUAUUAUUAAUAUACAAGGAAGAGAAGAAGACAGUCAGUGUUAAUAAAUAUUCAUAUUUUUACAUCCAAUAAUAUCCAAGGACAAUUUAC
Molecule: messenger RNA, 1218 nt
Organism: Lobosporangium transversale
Lineage: Eukaryota; Fungi; Mortierellomycota; Mortierellomycetes; Mortierellales; Mortierellaceae
Exons: 4
Coding region: 143-982 (279 amino acids)
Source: RefSeq, a predicted model, not a curated record